AUUAGUAGAGAAGAAUCAGAAGCGCGCGAGGACUUUUUAAAGCCGCGGAAAUGAGGAAUGUGGAAAGUAGCGGUUCCCGAAAGAUGGAGAGAGAACAAGAACAGGUGAUCUUCUUCGUCUCUCUCUUCUUGGUCUCUGCUUUUUCUUCUUCAAAUUUGAGAAUUUGUGCGAGGUGUCUUGUCUGUGCUUUCGAUUUCUCUCGUUUCUUCUCUUCUUUCCCUCUUCUCUCCUCUCUUCUCUCUCCAGAUCACCGGCAUCGUUAUACACUCUAAAUCCACAGUAGAUAUGCGCAGAGGCGUACUUCCAACUCGGACAACUGUCCGGCGGGGGAAUAAUAACCGGAAAGGCGUUGUUCCGGCUAAUUACAGUUCUGUACUGUCUCCAUACCAGGAGAGAAGAGUCAACUUUCAUGGCAAUUCUCCGAAAGAUAAUCGAAAAUUGGAUAAUUUUGUUGUUGUGCUUCAGUCAGAGAAAAGUGGUUUCUGCAAGACCAGCAUAGAGGCUUUAAUUGCUUGUUGCAGUUCGAUACCUGAGAACUACUUUGUUUUCUCUCCUGAGUGUGUUGUGAUAGCGAAGCUGUUUUUCAAGCAAUGGAGUGAUGUAGUAGAAGCUCUGGUUUACUUCUGGGAGCAGCGACUCGAUGGCAUUCAUCUUCUAGAACCGUCCGUGCAACCUAACGAGUUCUUGCCUUCUGAUACGGAGGACUUAAAGGAACGGCUCAAAGACCUCUUUGUCUCCCGAGUCAAGAGUCUUUUGGACGGAGAGGAAGUCAAGCGAUGGCAGAAGAAGAUUGAGCAAGCCACUGAUGAGAUCGCUUACGUCUCGGCUUCACUCCGAAAGCCUCAGAGUAUCGUUGGUUUUGAUGAGCUUACGUUGAAGAAGAAGGGACUUGUUGCUACAAGGGAGGUUAUCAAGAAGAGAGUCAGGGAAUUUAAGUCUGCUAUGAACUGUAUACUCGAUUAUUUCAAUGGGUUGACGUCCCCAGACUGUUUUGAUGAUUCAAUUGAGGUGUUAAGGUUUAUUGGUGAUUUUGAUUGGAGUCAGAUUCAUCACGUUAUGCUGCGGGAGAUUCGUCGCCUUGAUGAGGGUUUGCCAAUUUAUGCUUCGCGGAAGGAAGUUCUCAAGGAAAUAAAUUGCCAGCAGGUACGUCUGUUCUCAAUGAUUUUCCCAUUGAGGUUCUUAUGGGGUGUGGAAAAACAUUUUAGCUGAAUCGACGAACUCAACGGCUAUUAUUCGUGUGAUAUUGAAUGUCCUGUCUUAAGCAGUGUUUACUGAUUAAAGCUUGUUGUGCCUACCGAAUUAUUCCUGCUAUGUGCUUUUUGUUGACGUCACCCUCUUAUGGUU
Messenger RNA from Macadamia integrifolia, 1344 nucleotides. RefSeq names its product ATP-dependent RNA helicase DEAH11, chloroplastic-like. Lineage: Eukaryota; Viridiplantae; Streptophyta; Magnoliopsida; Proteales; Proteaceae. The record is from RefSeq and is a predicted model, not a curated record. Bases 286 to 1209 code for a protein of 307 amino acids. The transcript is spliced from 2 exons.